Messenger RNA from Mangifera indica (mango), 1742 nucleotides. Its product is annotated as UDP-glycosyltransferase 89A2-like. The transcript has a single exon. NCBI's taxonomy places the organism in Eukaryota, Viridiplantae, Streptophyta, Magnoliopsida, Sapindales, Anacardiaceae. Gene Ontology annotation, molecular function: UDP-glycosyltransferase activity. The record is from RefSeq and is a predicted model, not a curated record. The coding region runs from base 209 to 1618 and encodes 469 amino acids.
AGAAAUUCGGGCCUAAAUCCAAGCUUGGACUUGAACAAGUUGUUCAAAACCACUUUUGUUUUGCAAACUAAAUUAAUAUAUUUUUUUGUACAAAAAUACAAAAUGUGAGCACUGAAAAAGGAGGUUGAUUUCCAAGCUGAAGUCCUCCGUCCGCGGACUGCCAAUAGUCCUCCCAUUUUCAUUUUGUUUCAGUCAAAAAGCAGCAGCCAUGUCCAGAGACGACAACGCCGGAGCUCAUAUUCUUGUCUUUCCUUACGCAGCUCAAGGUCACAUGCUUCCGCUUCUCGAUCUAACCCACCAGUUAGCUCUUCGUAACCUCACCAUCACCAUCGUCAUCACCCCCAAAAACCUACUGUCUCUCACUCCCCUUCUCACUGCUCACCCCGAUAUUCAAACCUUGGUCCUCCCAUUCCCGUUUCAUCCAUCAAUUCCUGAGGGCGUUGAAAACGUUAAUGAAUUGGGCAGCAUAGGCAACUUACCCGUUAUAAAUGCUUUGGGCAAGCUCUUUGACCCAAUUUCUCAUUGGUUUCAUUCCCACCCUAACCCUCCUGUUGCGAUUCUCUCUGAUUUCUUCUUGGGAUGGACUUUAAGCCUUGCUCAUCACCUCAACAUCAUCAGAAUUGCUUUUUUCUCUUCCGGUUUGUUUUUAGCGGCGGUUUCUGAAUAUCUUUGGUAUCAUUUUGAUGAAAUCAAGUCUGGGACUGCUAUGCAGCUUCAUAAAUUGCCAGGAUCUCCCAUUUUUAGGGAAGAGCAUCUGCCUUCUAUAGUUCGACUGUAUAAGAGGGACGAUCCAGAAUGGGAGUUUGUGAAAGAGGGAUAUGUUGCAAAUUUUUUGAGUUGGGGUUGCGUUUUCAAUUCUUCCGAGGCACUGGAAGGUGUGUAUUUGGAUUAUUUGAAGACCACCAUGGGUAGUGACCGUGUUUUCGGUGUCGGACCAUUGAGUUUGGUGGGUCUUAAUUUAACCCAUGGGAAUGAGCCAGGUUCUGAUCCGAGCGACCCUGUCUUCGAGUGGCUGGACGAAUGCCCGGAUGGAUCUGUAUUGUAUGUUUGUUUUGGGAGUCAAAAGGCGUUGAACAAAGAACAAACGGAGGCUUUGGCAAGAGGAAUCGAGAGAAGCGGGAUUCGAUUUUUGUGGGUUGUUAAAACUGGUUUUAGCGGGCAGGCAGAUAAUAAAUACGGGUUAAUACCGGAAGGAUUUGAGGAGCGAGUUGCAGGUACAGGAUUGAUAUUAAAAGGUUGGGUUCCUCAAGUGGAAAUAUUAAAUCACAAAGCAGUGGGUGGAUUUUUAAGUCAUUGCGGGUGGAACUCUACUUUGGAAGCAAUGGUGGGCGGGGUGAUGAUACUGGCUUGGCCAAUGGAGGCUGACCAAUUUGUUAAUGCUAAGCUCUUGGUUGAUGACAUGGGUGUGGGUGUUAGAGUGUGUGAGGGUGCUGAGUCAGUGCCUGACUCGGUUGAGUUAGGGGGGAUUAUUUCGGAGUCAUUUAGUGAACGUGGAGAACUGAAGCUUAAAGUGAAGGAGUUGAAAGAGAAGGCUUUAGCAGCGAUGAAGAGCGGUGGAAGCUCAGAUCGGGAAUUGGAUAGACUUGUGCAAGAACUGUCAAGUCUUCAUCAUGGUUAAGUAUAGUAUAUUUUGUGAGUGACAAUAACAAGGAGCUUUUGGGUGUAUCUGAAUCUUGUUAUUUUCCAUUACAAUUUCAAUUUAGAUUUUGUAAUAAUAAUAAUGAUUUAAGGUCUUAUUUAAA